GCGGAAGAGAGAGAGACUGCAGUCGAGUGUAUAUUGUACAUAAUGGCCACUCACGAGCUAUCCUCGUAUGUGUGCGUUCAGAAACAUGAAAGUGGAUCGUGUAACGUAACUUUCUGUGCCUUUAAGUUUAUAUUAGCGAUGUAAAUAUGUUCGGUUCAGAUCAAAGCUAUUAGCAUAAAGUCCGCUAGCCACAUGCUAACACGCGCUAUAGUAAAUGUAAUCAGUGGCUGUUACCGCCAUGGUGGAAAUGUAAUUGCUCACAUAUUCUGAUAUUCAUACUCCGGCUGUAUCGCUGGGCAUGUUAGGAUUAACAGUGAUGUCAUGACUACUAUUGAAGUGCCUUAUGACGGCGGUGGUCUCAUGUGACCAAAGUGUACGUAAUACAAGUGACUUGCUAAACAGCACUUUACCUCUAGGGUAAGUAGAGUUAUGAGAGGUGCUGUUAGGAUUUAUUAGCAUUAGCACUGAUUAAUGAUUCCUGUCAGCAGUGUUGCUGCCUGUGAGCCAAUGCUGUUUGUUUAUUCUUGUUUGUAGAACCACACACACACCUGUGUAUACCUACCUGUUGGUAUUAAUAAACCAUCGAAGAGAGCAUCCCAGCAUCCCUGCAUUCUUGCCGAUGCACCACAGUGGUCACCUACCCCCUAACUAGCUACAGUUACAGUUUGAGCUAUCAUCCUCCAUUAUACUAAUUGUCGAUUUGAAGAGGAAAACCGGUUAGGGUGUCUGUUAUCAGACAAGUUGAACAGCUUUGGACGGAGGGUCCUGUGUCUAGUCUGCCGGAAAAUAGAGGACGUCAGCUGAGUAGGCGAUCCUUCAAUGUGGCUCAGGACGCAUUGCGUUUACACUACUAAAAGAACGUGGUUACAUGCAGCCCUGACCACCUCCGAAUGUGGCCUGAGUGAUCGGAUCCCAAUAGGUCUUCAGUGCAUCUUGGCACAAAGUCAAACCUUGUGAAGAAAACAACAGUAGUUUCAGAAGAGAUGGCCUCCCAAAUCAGAGUGAAGCUGCUGCCGAGAGCCAAAUGCUUGUUCGAUGAGCCCGUUCAGGUGAAGGUGGCUGGGCUGAGGUCGAGGCAGGUGGUCACCAUGAGGGCCAGAUUGACCGACGAGAAAGGAGUGGUGUUCAGCUCCUCGGCCACCUACAGGGCUGAUGGGAGCGGGGAGGUCGAUCUGGAGAGAGACCCCUCGCUCAGAGGGAGCUACGUCGGGGUUGAACCCAUGGGUCUGCUGUGGUCGAUGAGGGCGGACACCUUGCAAAAAAGGUUUCAAAAAAACAAUUCGCUAAACCCCCAGGUGGUGAAGUUCUCUGUGCUUGAAGAGGAGGGGGAGGGCAGAAUCCUGGCAGAAGUGACUAACGAGAGGGUCUUUAUUGGAAAGGGGGUCACCCGGCUCCGUGUCAAGGAGGGGAAUAUUCGUGGAGUCCUGUUUACUCCCCCAGGAGAAGGUCCAUUCCCUGCUGUGUUGGAUCUGUACACUUUAGGAGGAGGUUUGUCAGAGAAAAGAGCCUCUCUGCUGGCCAGUCGAGGAUUUGUGGUUCUGACUGUAGCCGCGUAUGGCUAUGAUGACAUGCCGAAAAAAAUUCAAGAGGUCCAGCUAGAUUAUUUCGAGGAGGCAAUGCAGUUCUUAAAAAAACUAGAUAAGGUGGGCAGCAAAGGAGUUGGUGUAUUAUCACUUUCAAAAACUGGAGAUGUUGCUCUUUCAAUGGCCUCUUAUCUGGCAGGUGUUGAUGCUGUAGUGUGGAUUAAUGGCUGCUGUGCCAACACACUUUUCCCCCUCUACUAUAAGAAAAGCCUACUUCACCCUGGGUUACUGUUUGACAUGAGCAGGAUGAUUCCCACUGAGUCAGGGUUCGGCAUUGUCAAGAAUGUUAUUAACAAUCCUCUGGCAGAGGAGAACCAGGCCACCCUGAUCCCCAUUGAAAAAGCCAAGGGACAUUUUCUCUUUGUGGCGGCAGAGGACGACCUCAACUGGGACAGUAAGGCUCACAUGGACGAGUUGGUGGAGAGACUGAAGCGUCAUGGGAAGAUGAACUUUGAAAGUGUGUGUUACCCUGGAGCGGGACAUUACUUAGAGCCACCUUAUGGACCCUACUGCCGCUCCAGCAUCCAUUACAUCGCAGGCACAACAGUCAUGUGGGGCGGUGAGCCCAGGUCCCACGCAGCAGCUGAAGUCCACAUGUGGAAGAAGAUCCAGGAGUUCUUCAGAUCUCACCUGAGCUGCAAUGAUACUCAGGGAACAGCCAAACUCUAGAUGCAAAUACGGUUAUAUAACCAACAUCAAAACAAGUUUAGUUGAAUUAAGUUGAUUUAAUGUUUUCACAAUUAAAGGUGCUAUGUGUAGCAUUUAGUGGCAUCUAGCAGAACGAACUAGGCAGAAAUGGAAUAUAAUAUUCAUAAGUAUGUUUUAAUUAGUGUAUA
Thunnus maccoyii (southern bluefin tuna) is the source of this 2419-nucleotide messenger RNA. Its product is annotated as acyl-coenzyme A thioesterase 1-like. The transcript is spliced from 4 exons. Gene Ontology annotation, biological process: fatty acid metabolic process; acyl-CoA metabolic process. The record is from RefSeq and is a predicted model, not a curated record. Gene Ontology annotation, molecular function: fatty acyl-CoA hydrolase activity. NCBI's taxonomy places the organism in Eukaryota, Metazoa, Chordata, Actinopteri, Scombriformes, Scombridae. Bases 984 to 2252 code for a protein of 422 amino acids.